Molecule: messenger RNA, 1080 nt
Organism: Miscanthus lutarioriparius
Lineage: Eukaryota; Viridiplantae; Streptophyta; Magnoliopsida; Poales; Poaceae
Source: the annotation of a GenBank genome assembly
AUGAGCGGGAGGAAGAAUGCGGGCAAGGUUUCCCCCUGGUUGCUCGUCCUCAUCUCUUUAGGAUGCUUCUUUGUGACCUACAACCUCCUGACGAUGCACGGCCGGGGACGGGAUGGGCCGCGCAAGUUCCUCGGCGGCGGCGAGGAUCGCGACUCAACGGGCUCUGGUUCGGACCCCGCGAAGCGGUUCCACGUCGCGCUUACGGCGACGGACGCACUGUACAGUCAGUGGCAGUCGCGGAUAAUGCACUACUGGUACAAGGAGAUGAGGGACCGACCUGGUUCCGACAUGGGUGGCUUCACUAGGAUCCUUCACUCGGGGAAGCCUGAUGGAUUGAUGGAUGAGAUGCCCACCAUGGUGGUUGACCCCCUUCCUGAAGGCAAGGAUAAGGGAUAUAUUGUCUUAAAUAGGCCUUGGGCGUUUGUCCAGUGGGUCCAGAGAGCAAAGAUCGAAGAAGAGUAUAUACUAAUGGCAGAGCCAGAUCAUGUCUUUGUGAAGCCUUUGCCAAACUUAGCGCAUGGUGAUGAACCAGCAGCAUUUCCAUUUUUCUACAUCAAACCAACUGAGAAUGAGAAGAUAUUGAGGAAGUUUUUUCCAGAAGAAAAAGGGCCUGUUUCAAAUAUUGAUCCAAUUGGCAACUCUCCAGUUAUAAUCAAGAAGGCUCAGCUUGAGAAGAUUGCUCCAACCUGGAUGAAUGUUUCAUUGAAAAUGAAAGAGGAUCAGGAGACAGACAAAGCAUUCGGAUGGGUCUUGGAAAUGUAUGCAUACGCUGUUGCUAGUGCACUGCACGGUGUGCGUCAUAGUCUCCGUAAAGACUUUAUGAUUCAGCCUCCUUGGGACCUGAAAACGGACAACACAUUCAUCAUCCAUUAUACAUAUGGAUGCGAUUAUUCAAUGAAGGGUCAGCUAACUUAUGGGAAAAUUGGUGAAUGGCGUUUUGACAAAAGAUCUUACCUUCAAUCACCACCACCAAGAAAUCUUUCACUGCCCCCUCCAGGAGUUCCUGAAAGUGUGGUCACUCUUGUGAAGAUGGUUAAUGAGGCGACCGCAAACAUUCCGGGGUGGGAGGAUGAGAGAUGA